AUGUACAACCAGAGUGAUGACUUUCACUCGAGCAGUAAAAACCCCGUCCAGUGUCAGCACGGCUGGGACUAUGACGAUACGUGGUUCUCGCUGACGGUCCCUUCGCAGAUGAGCUGGGUUUGUGACAACAGGCACGUAACAAAUGACGUCUUGUUCUACGCACAGAAUAUCGGAGUGGCUCUGGGACUGCUCUUUGGGUAUAUAGGCGACAGGUGGUUCCCGGAGUCUCCGCGGUGGCUGGCGUGCAGAGGUCGUGAGGAGGACGCCCUGAGGCUGUUGAAGCGCAUCGCCACUACCAACGGUGGACAACUGCCACCUUACGCUCGGCAGGUGAUGCGGAACGUGGGUAAGGCCCAGAGGGACAGGAAGGGCUUCCUCAGCCUCUUCUCUAGCUGGAACGUCUUCAAGAAUACUGUGCUCCUAAUUACGGCAAGAUCUACGCACCUGCUUACGCUGCAGUCUAUAGUGAUGAUGUCUGGUGGCGUGGGCGUGAACCCGUUCCUGUCAGUGGCAGCACAGGGCGCAAUCCAGCUGCCCGCCUACUGUGUCGUCCACUUCACUGCUGCGUGCUUCGGCCGCUGCUGGUCCGCCGUGGGCAGCGCCCUUCUGUCUGGGAUCGCCGCAGCGGCCGUCUCCUUCAUGCUGACUGCUAACUUCAGCGGUCUGGCCAUCACGCUGAUGAUGGUGAUAACGCAGUUCUUCAGGACGGGCACCAACGGAAUGGCCAACCUGCAGAGCGUGGAAGUGCACCACACGUGCCUGCGACAGAUCGCCGCCUGCGUCGAGUGGACCGCUGCUGGCGUCGUCAUGUCUGCCCUGCCAUACGUGGCCCUCAUGGAAUUGAUACUAGACAGACAGGAGAGGGAACAGCGCGAACGUGAUCGCGAACAACGUGAGAAAGACAGAGACAAGUUUUUAUCAGAGUUAAAAACGGAUAUGACAACAUAG
Molecule: messenger RNA, 948 nt
Organism: Schistocerca americana (American grasshopper)
Lineage: Eukaryota; Metazoa; Arthropoda; Insecta; Orthoptera; Acrididae
Product: solute carrier family 22 member 13-like
Exons: 5
Coding region: 1-948 (315 amino acids)
Biological process (GO): transmembrane transport
Cellular component (GO): membrane
Molecular function (GO): transmembrane transporter activity
Source: RefSeq, a predicted model, not a curated record